This is a messenger RNA of Caenorhabditis remanei, 1602 nucleotides long. RefSeq lists its product as uncharacterized. Gene Ontology annotation, biological process: transmembrane transport. The transcript is spliced from 9 exons. Gene Ontology annotation, cellular component: membrane. Gene Ontology annotation, molecular function: transmembrane transporter activity. The record is from RefSeq and is a predicted model, not a curated record. Bases 1 to 1602 code for a protein of 533 amino acids. Lineage: Eukaryota; Metazoa; Nematoda; Chromadorea; Rhabditida; Rhabditidae.
AUGCGUAUCCAGAAAGUGGAUGAUGUGUUUGAACUUGAUUCAUAUCAAUUGGUUGUAUUGGCUUUCAAUGAAUUUUUAAUAUUUACAAUGCUAUCCAAUGUGGUAUUCAAUAUGUUUGGUGCCGCAGCUCCUCGUGUUCCUGGUUGCGAUGAUGUAAUAUAUAAUGCAACGAGUCCAUUUCAACAAUGUGAACAGUAUGAUUUACAUCUGGAUUGUCAAAAACCACUGAUGAAAUAUGAAUUCAAAUCAGUUGCUGUAGAAUUUGAAGAACUUUGUAAUCGUCAUGAGCAGGAUUCGUACAUGGAUUCAGUUACAAAGUUGUUCGGAGUCAACAACAGAGUGAGAUUCUCAACAACAUCUCAGAUGAUUGGAAUUAUGAUUGGAUCAGCUGUCGCUGGUCAACUAUCUGAUUUGUAUGGAAGAAAAAAGAUAACUCUGUUGUUUCUUUGCCUUAUGCUGUUCUUCUCCACGGUUUCCAGUUUUUCCACAACAAUUGAAAUAUUCAUUAUUUUCCGAUUUUUCAUCGGAAUUUGUUGUGGAGGUUUGACGACAGUUGGAUGUAUCUUUGUUGUGGAAAAUCUUCCAUCAGCCCAUCGACUUUGGAUGAGUACUGUAGUCACAUGGGCUCCAAACUACAUGCUUUUUGCUUUGUUUGCUUAUAUAACUGGAGAAUGGAGAUAUCUGGCAAGAAUGUCGAAUGUCAUGACUAUCGUUGCUAUUUUUCUCUGUGCAGUUUUACUCCCCGAAAGUCCGAAAUAUUUAAUUCAAGCUAGAAAAAGGAAGGACGCAGUUGAAAGUAUAAAGUAUAUAAACAAGUUCAAGAAGAUAAGAAAUCAGUUAACCGAUGACGAGAUUGAAUCAGUUGUUCACAAUGCAAUCGAAUCAGAUGCUAAAUCACGAGCGAAAGCGAAAAAAUACAGUUUUAUUCAUCUGUAUAUUCAUCCAAAAAUUACUAUUCAAACUCUCGUUGCAUCGAUUUCAAUGUUUUCUGUGAGCUAUGUGACAUACGGACUUUUGUUCAAUUAUGAUGUACUCACUGGAUCAAUUUACAUGAAUGCAGCUGUUUCUGGUCUUCUUCGUUAUGUUGUUGGAGCAGUUGUUGCAGUUUUAGAUCACUUCGGAGGCCAACAUGUUGGAAGAAAACGAAUGCAUUUUAUUACAGUUUCUUUCAUUAUGUGUUGCAUGUUUGGAAUAUUUUAUAUCUAUUUCAAUGAUAUGGUUCUGGAAUACAAAAGUUGGAUUCGAGCACUGACUCUUCUUGCUUUUGGAACCACUGGAUGUCUCUUCCUUCAACUUUUACUCAUUACUGCUGAAAUGUUUCCAACUGGAAUUCGUAAUAUUGCAUCAGCACAUAUCAAUGUUUGUGGUCGACUUGGUAAUGUUUUUGGACCAAUGGUUUUCAGUUAUAAACUUGGUUUUGCUGGAUCAGGUUACUUAAUACUGGGAAUCAUAUGCCUUCUUGACGUUAUUAUUUUCCAUAUCUUCAUUCCUGAAACUAAAAAUCAACCACUUCCGCAAGGAAUGCCAUCGAAAAAGAAGGAGAGAAAAGACGCAGAAGCACAGAAAACACUUGUGACAAUAUCAGAAGAAGCAGAACUAUGA